Molecule: messenger RNA, 1844 nt
Organism: Oncorhynchus mykiss (rainbow trout)
Lineage: Eukaryota; Metazoa; Chordata; Actinopteri; Salmoniformes; Salmonidae
Product: E3 ubiquitin-protein ligase RNF152
Molecular function (GO): metal ion binding; ubiquitin protein ligase activity
Source: RefSeq, a predicted model, not a curated record
AACAGGUCAGCACCUCGGGAGUAAAUGUCAGUUGGCUUUUCAUAGCCGAGCAUUCGGUUAGAGACAGCAGGUGCGGUAGAGAGAAAGUGUGAAUGCAGAUCCGAGGUUUACUCUCGUCUUGGCAUGUGCUUUAUUGCUAUCCGUUUUCGCCUGUCUGCUCUCCAAAGUUCUCUGUUUCUUUGGCGUAUAUGGAGGAGUAGCUGCUGCUGGGUUAGGUCGUUGGCCCCUCGCGUCUGCCAUGUCUGUAAGAUAGCUAUCUCUGCUCGCCAAGUUUGAACAUGGGCUCAGCUUGCUAGCUAUCAUACCCCUACCAGUUAGAAUAUCCCUAAGCUACGGAAACACGUCACUCAUUAUUCACAGCACAGAAUAUGUUGGGAAAAUCUGACCCGACAGGGAAAAUUGUUGUCAGGCAGGCUAGAGGCGCAAUAUUAUUACUUUUGAUUCACAUUGGAUGAACACUAGUGACUUACUGGAGCAGAAAAAAGUUACAAAAUGCCGCUUUAAGAAAUAUGCAGGAACUUUGCCAUGGGGCUGCUGAGUGAUAAACAUCUAGUGGUCAACAUUCUUGCCAGAUCAGAAACAGGUUUGCUCAUUUGCUUAGUUUCUUUUCCUGUUUAGGUUAAUGACAAAAUAGGCUUAUUGUGCUUUAUUCUUAGUCACAGGGUCUUGAAGCGGACACACACAGAGAGCUCAGUGGGCAGGACAUGACCAGGGUUGAUGGAGCCAGACAUGGAUUAAACUAAGUACUGUGACACAACAUCUGUAAAGAAGAGAGGAGGAGAGACGUCAAGAGCAGAAACAUCUGUAAAUCUCUAAGGGUUCCCUAAUCUGCAUAUUCAUACCACGGGAACCACAGACUGUUUGUGGUUUGACAUCUUGUGACUGUCAUUGACACAACAGACCAAACUCAUCAUAAUGGAAUCUCUCUCACAACAAGAGUCCAUUCUAGAUUGUCAGAUCUCACAACAAGACUCCAUGUUAGAAUGUCAGAUCUGUUUCAACUAUUACAGUUCGUGGCAUAGGCCCAAGCUCCUGGACUGCCAGCACACCUGCUGCUCAGUGUGCUUGACCCAGAUGAGGAUGAGCCAGAGUGAGCUGCGCUGCCCCUGGUGUCGCUGUGUCACCACUUUGCCCCCAGGGGUCUCUGUCUCCCAACUCCUAGAUGACCCGGACACUAUGGCCAUCAUCUCUGUCCCAUACACACCUGUCUUCAUACGGCUUCCGUGUAAUGCCUACCUUCCAGUAGAACACCAUGAGAGGGCUACAGGGAUGGAGGAGGAACAUGGAAUGAGGGAAGGGGAGGAAGGUAGUUGUAAGAGCGCAUUUGGGACCAGGUUCUGCUUAGUGGCUGUUGUGGGAUUUGUCCUACUCUUACUUGUGUACAUUAUACUGCACAGCAUGAACUGCAACUCAGAACGGUUCACCAUGAUAUCCUGUGGCUGAAAGACUUGAUGAUGAUAAUAAUAAGCUAUUUCGGAUCUUUAUGUCUCACUCCCCAAAAUUACAGGACAUUGUCACAAUGCCAACAUUCAGGCUAUUUCUUAACCACAAAUAGUACUGCCAUACUGAGUAAGGAAAUGGUUGCCAUACUUUGUAUUUCGAAUGUGUUCAGAUAUAUUGAAUCAUUAUUUAUUUAUUUUUUUCAAAUGAUUUCUCAUGUCUUUGUGCAAUAGACAGUUAAAAAAUUAAACCAAUCACCAUUAUGCUUCUCUGUUGUGAUUCACCCAGAAAAGCACAAAUCAAAUGUUAUUGUCACAUACACAUUUAGCAGAUGUUAUUGCGGGUGUAGCGAAAGGCUUACUUGUGUUAAUUCAUAUGAAAAACAUAAAACUGACCCAUUUUUA